AUGCUAGAAGAUGUUUUACAUAGAGAUCUUCAUUCUAAGAAUAUCCUUAUUCAUAAUAAUAAUGCAAAGAUUACAGAUUUUGGUAUUUCAAAAUUUGGAAAUAAUUCUACUACACACAUCGGACCUUGUGACAAAAAUAGUGCAACAAUUUGUGCUAUUAUUAUUAACAACAAAGCUCGUGAAAAUACUAUACCGGAUACUCCUAUAGAUUAUGAAAACCUUUAUAAAAAAUGUUGGGAUCAAGAACCCGAGCAAAGACCAACUAUUACAGAAAUAUUAGAAGAAUUCUCAAGAAUGAGUUUCAUAAAUAAACCGAUUAAAAUGAAUAUUAAUAUGAUUGAAUUGAUUAAUAACAAAUUAAAUAAUAAAGUAAAAAUCAUACAUUUUAAUGAGUUAAUUGAAUUAAAACCACUUGAUGAAGGCGCCUUUGGUAGUAUCAUAAAAGCAACUUGGUCAAAAACAAAUAAUUAUAUUGUCUGUAAAAAAUUAAAAACGCAAAUGUUUAAGCGCGAUGAUGAAAUAUUAAGUGCAUUUAUUUAUGAGUUAAAAAUUCAUUUGCAUCUUAAUCAUAGUAAUCGAAUUAUUCGUUUCUUAGGUAUUAGUCAAGAGCCUGAUCAAAGACCAAUUAUUAAAGAAGUAUUGGAAAAGUUUUUGAAGAUGGGCUGUGGAAAGGAGGUUGACGUUGAAACAGCCAAAAACAUAGAUGUAAACACAAAUAAUUUAAAAGAAGAAGAAGUUUUAGAUAAUAGAAAUUCUGAUUCUGUUGGCGAUAUUCACCUUGAUACUUAUGCGGAUUUAAGUGCAACUCAACAACUCGACUUUCCCCCUGCUAUAUUAGCUGCUUGCGUGGAAGUGAAUGUUCAGUUAAAGCUGGUGAAAACUUUAAUCAAACGGUGGAAGUUGAACUUGAAAACAAUCUGA
Funneliformis mosseae is the source of this 921-nucleotide messenger RNA. The record is from the annotation of a GenBank genome assembly. NCBI's taxonomy places the organism in Eukaryota, Fungi, Glomeromycota, Glomeromycetes, Glomerales, Glomeraceae.